Molecule: messenger RNA, 1092 nt
Organism: Pseudophryne corroboree (corroboree frog)
Lineage: Eukaryota; Metazoa; Chordata; Amphibia; Anura; Myobatrachidae
Exons: 4
Coding region: 115-1092 (325 amino acids)
Source: RefSeq, a predicted model, not a curated record
GAAGCAUAUAUAAAUAUAUAUUUACACAGGAGCAAAGGACUGCCACUCCAGGAAAGCAGAAAUCAAAUCACAGUUAUAUACACAUCACUGGGCUAAUCUGCUUUAAUAAGAGACAUGGAUGCAAACCGUGAAUUCUGGGCUGGAUUCAUCGAUCUCUACCAGGCCAAUGAGUGCUUGUGGCGUGUGGGAACAAGGGAUUACGCCAACAGAGGAAAGAAAAAUCUGGCAUACCAGCAAUUGGCCAGGUACAGCCUUACCCAAGAUAGUGGUGCCGACAUCAAGUGGGUGAAGAGGAAGAUCCAGAAUCUGAGGACAGUAUUUCUUAAGGAGCACAGGAAAUACAAAGAUUCCCAACGUUCAGGAGCGGGGUCAGAUCAAGUCAAGAAGCCAACAUUAUGGUAUUAUGACUUGAUGAAGUUCGUAUUGGAUGAGGAACCUUCGAGGACAGCGCGGAGCACGGAGGAGCCGAACACGCCCGAGAUGUUCGAGCCUGAGGAAGAGGAGAGUGUGGAUCCGCUGUCUUCGAGGGAGCUGGACGUGGAACCUGCAGUGGAUGAGCCGGCAGACCAAGCCACUGUAAGGCCGGAGCUGGAGGAGAGUGAGGCGGCGAUGGGAACACCCCAGCUUCCGGCUAGAAGGAGAUGCCGGCCAGCUAUCCCUAGAAGAUCUGUUUCGUCCAGCAGGUCAGAUACAAUUCUGAGGCAGGCAGAGGAGGUCCUAAAAAACAGACCGGAUAGAUUUGAAGCUAUUGGAGACCAUUUAGCAUGUGAGUUGCGGGAGAUGAACCCCACUCAGCAAAAAUACGCCCAGCGUCUGGUAUAUGCCAUUAUAUCACAUGGCCAGGAUGAUGAAUUGACCAACCACAGUGGCGUUGUGUUAGAUACCAGACAGGUGCCUAGUACAUCUUGUCACGACCCUCAAAGGGGUCCAGAGGUUCUUAGGGUUCGCCAAUUAUUACCGAAAACUCCAGUUACCUCCCUUCUUAAAAAUACCCAGGACAUUCCAUGUUUCCCUAUUGAAACCACUAAUCUUGAAUCGGUUUCAUUCCUCACUUCCACCAACUCCGAAAGUCCAAACUCAACGAGGCGUUGA